This is a messenger RNA of Entelurus aequoreus (snake pipefish), 1604 nucleotides long. RefSeq names its product proton-coupled zinc antiporter SLC30A2-like. Gene Ontology annotation, molecular function: zinc ion transmembrane transporter activity. The transcript has 8 exons. Gene Ontology annotation, biological process: response to zinc ion; zinc ion transmembrane transport. Gene Ontology annotation, cellular component: plasma membrane. The record is from RefSeq and is a predicted model, not a curated record. Bases 67 to 1269 code for a protein of 400 amino acids. NCBI's taxonomy places the organism in Eukaryota, Metazoa, Chordata, Actinopteri, Syngnathiformes, Syngnathidae.
CCGACUGGACCUUUUGCCAUAUUCCUCCUUCAGCGUCGGGACCUCCUUCAGCGCCUCAUUCUCCUCAUGGACGUAAAAGCUGCAAGUUCUGAGAAGUCUCAGCUGAUCCACGACAAGAACCACAAGACCUAUUGUGAGCGCGUGCACAGUUCCUUUCCAGACCCUAGUGAGCAGUUCCCAGACUUCCCCUUUAAGAAUGGCGGCAUGUCGACCGCCAUGGAGCUCAAACGUCCCGUGGGCGUCCACUGCCACCGCUCCAAGGCCUCGGCGUGCGAAGACAGCGUGGACAAGCUGCUGGCGAAAAAGAAACUUUACAUCGCCUCCGCCAUCUGCCUGGUCUUCAUGAUCGGAGAGGUCAUAGGAGGCUACUUGGCCCACAGUCUGGCCAUCAUGACGGACGCCGCUCACCUGCUGACCGACUUUGGCAGCAUGAUGGUCAGCAUCUUCUCCCUCUGGAUCUCCUCCAGACCCCCUACCAAGACCAUGAGCUUUGGCUGGCACAGAUCAGAGAUCAUGGGGGCCUUCUUGUCUGUCAUAUCCAUCUGGAUGGUGACAGGGGUUCUGGUCUACUUGGCCAUCGAGAGGAUCGUGCGCGGCGACUACGAGAUCGAAGGUCACGUGAUGCUGGUCACGUCAGCCUUCGCUGUCGUCGUCAACAUCAUCAUGGCGUACAUCCUGCACCAUUCCACCACCUUCCACGCUCACGGCCGCGGCUAUACUCACAUCGACGAGGACGCUCAGAGUCCCGUCGCUCACGGCCAUGCUCACUCGCUCCUGGGCGCCCACAGCAACACCAGCGUGCGUGCCGCUUUCAUCCACGUAGUCGGCGACCUACUGCAGAGCAUCGGCGUCAUGGUGGCAGCAAUCAUCAUCUACUUUCGGCCUGAGUACAAGGUGGCCGAUCCCAUCUGCACCUUCCUGUUCUCCAUCUUUGUCCUUUGCACCACGGUCACCAUCCUCAGAGAUGUCUUCCGGAUACUCAUGGAAGGUUCGCCGAAAGGAAUCGAGUUCAACUCGGUGAAGGAGCUUCUGAUGUCUGUGAAGGCUGUCAGGUCGGCACACUCGCUGCACCUUUGGGCUCUGACGCUGGGCCAGACCCUGGUCUCCGUUCACCUCGCUGUUGACGAGGGCGCCGACGCGCAGUCUGUCCUGCAGGAGGCCGCAGAGCUUCUCCACAUCAAGUUUGGCUUCCAGAGCGUCACUAUCCAGGUGGAGCGCUACUCGGACGACAUGAGGCACUGCCACCUCUGCCAGGACCCCUGUGACUGACACGACUCCACAUUCCCCCGCCUAACACACACACCUGCAAGAGAGGAGGCGGCGCCCGGCCCGGAAUGCCCACCAACAUUCCCUUCAAAACCAAAAAAGAACCAUCAAAGUCAUUCGGGAGGCUCCAAUCCACCUUGAAGUGGCGCACCUGACCCAACCUCAUCAUACCACCUUUAAAUAAAAACACAUAGCCACGCCCUUUGACCCGUUUGGUCUCAGCGAAGGUCAUGUACCCGACACAUAACGGCGGUUCAUUGCGGUGUUCUUAAGAAGUUCCAAUCAGAGACUCUGUGUCCAAAUCCUCCUAAUGAGCUGAUCAAUAAGACUGAUUGGAA